AUGGCUGAAUCCACCCACUUCAACACGGCGCUGGCGCGGGACGAGAUCCGGCUGCUGGUGCUGCAAGCCGCCGACCGAGAUGCGCCCGUGAUCGGCCACUUUGAGAUCGUCUCGCUCUCGUCAAACCCCGAUUUCGAAACCCUCACCCACGCAUGGAGCGACCACGAGUCCUUCAAAGAGAUCGUCGUCGACGACCGCCCGAUGCACGUCGAGGCCCCCGUCGCCGCGGCGCUGCAGCGGAUCCGGCCUACGCUCAGGACCGGCGGCGGCCAGGUCCGAGUAUGGACUGACGCCGUGUGUGUGCACCAGCGCAACUCACAAGAGCGCGCCCAUCAUAUGCGCCUGCUGUCGUGGAUCCACGCCGAGGCCCGGCACGCGUAUGUCUGGAUCGACGAGGCUGCUGCCCUGCAGCUGUCGCCCCCGAAACUCAGCGUUGACCACAAACACCCCCCCGCGCUGGCGUCGAAAAGGCCGGUCUUCCUCCACGGCGCGGGAUCCCACGACGAGUUGUCCUGGGAAGCCCUGCUGCGAAUCGCAAAGCCGAGUUCCAAGGAACGCGCAGCCGAAGCGAGGCUGUUCCUCGCGGCGUCCGAGUUUGAAGCGGCCCGCCAUCUCCGAGAAGCCAACAGCCACCUUCACCACCGUCACCACCACCGUCACAGCCAUCACCAGGAGCUCAACGUCUACGACCUGCUAUACACCUUCCGCGCGCUCUCCUGUGACGACCCGCGCGACCGCAUCUUUGGGCUUCUCAGUCUCCUCGGCCCGUCCUCGGCUGACGAUCACCACUUCCACCGACAAUACGAGCCCUCGCUGUCGUCGGCACACGUGUACGCCGAGUUCGCGCAGAAUCUCAUCCAACGCCGCGGCACGCUGGAUAUCCUCAACUGUGUGCGUGAGUGGCGCGAGGAAGCCGAUCUCGUGGACGCCAUGGCCGAUGGUCUUGACUACCUGCCGACAACGAGUCCCGGGAUGCUGGUGUUGGGUGGGAUCCGGUUCGAUGAGAUCGAGGAAGUCGGCAGGGCGUGGCAUCCAGAGCCGGACAGUCCACCGCCGUCAACACGCAAGGGGGUCGCGGCGUUGGAGCAAUGGGAGGAGAUUGCGCUGCGUGAACGCCUGGUGUGUCCCUAUGGCGGGGACAAGGGCCGACGAGACGCGCUCUGGCGGACAUAUAUCGCCGAUUACGCAGGCCACAACACCGACGACGCAGAAGACAACGAAACCACCCGCACCCGCGCUCCCGACGCCCACGCAGCCUACCUCGAACGCUGCACCUCCACCGGCGCCAGCACCUCCACCACAUCCUCCACCUCCCAACCACCCCCCGCACCCUCACCCACGUCAUCACACAACCCCCUCCUCCAAACCCUCCGCCUCCUUCGCACCUCCCUCCUCCUACACCACCCCCCAACCCGCUCUCUCAAACACACCCCCGCCUACCGCACCUACACCCACCGCAUCCUCACCGCAUGCGCCCACCGCCGCUUGCUGGUGACCAAGCGCGGGUAUAUCGGGCUGGCGCCGUGGAAUGCGCGCCAGGGGGAUGUGGUGGCGUUACUUUACGGAGGGCAGACGCCUUAUUUGUUGAGGCCUGUUUCGAUGGGUGGAAACGGAAAUGGGGGGACGAGGCCGGGGGAGUAUACGAUGGUUGGGGAGGUUUUUGUAUUUGGGGUUAUGGGCGGGGAGGGCAUGGGGUGGGAGGGAGCGGUGGGGGCUGCGAGGGAGUUUAGGAUUUUUUGA
Molecule: messenger RNA, 1740 nt
Organism: Dichotomopilus funicola
Lineage: Eukaryota; Fungi; Ascomycota; Sordariomycetes; Sordariales; Chaetomiaceae
Exons: 4
Coding region: 1-1740 (579 amino acids)
Source: RefSeq, a predicted model, not a curated record